AUGUCUACUCCAGAAUCGGUUGACAAUCUCGCCAAGCUUGAACUCUCUCUCUACGAUCAUUCAUCUUCAAACGAUUUGGACAAGCCAUCCAUCAGUGUCAUUGAAAGUCCUCUCCGCCCUUCAUCUAAGGUCCGUCCCAUGGCGGUGCAGUCAAAGCCUCAGCUGAGAGCGCCAGAUCGUGUGCUUUUCAGGCUGAACAAACUUCUUCAGCCCACCAAAGACCUCGGCUCCGUACUUACCACCUUCAACUAUGCCCUGUAUCUUUUGGCAUACUUCGACCAUAAAGCCCAUAGUUUGAAGACAAAGGCGCUCUCAUUAGUCAAGCCCGAUGCCGCUAUCACUACUUUCUCUGUCGCUACCGAGGCAGAGUCCUCUCGCUUUGCUAGACUGGGAGGGGUUUUCAAUGACGCACGCUUAGCCCUGCGACUAUUUGGGCUGCUCCCCAUCUAUGUCAAGAUGAGGCAGGUGAUGACCUCCAAGGGCAUGGAUCAAGUUCUUUACUUCAUUGCGGCCCUGCAAUGCUCAUUGUACGCGAUGUACCAGCUCCUCGAAAAUAUAGCAUUCUUAACCGACAAGGGCGUCCUUUCCAAGCGAGGCCUUGGGCGCUGGACUGGCGGGAACGUGGGGAUCGUGUACAAGAUAGCUCACCGUGCCUGGUUCUUGGGCAUCAUGUGUGACUUCGCCCGCCUUAUGCGGGAAGCACAGAUCUUCUUCCGGAGGAAGCACAUCGAUCAAGGAGAUAUCACCCAGGAGGAGGCUGAGAAGGCGGCGGAGUGGUAUUCGGAUUGGAUCCGUCCCCUGGCUUGGCUGCCGAUCGGAUGGCACCUUUCUGGUUGGACGCAUGACGGUGUGCCUGGUUUUAAUUUGGGUAUCAAGGGCGUCGCAGGACUUGUUGCGGAUCUCAGGAAGACUACCUCGCUUUGGCAUGCCACUAAGGAUACACUGUGA
Molecule: messenger RNA, 948 nt
Organism: Clonostachys byssicola
Lineage: Eukaryota; Fungi; Ascomycota; Sordariomycetes; Hypocreales; Bionectriaceae
Source: the annotation of a GenBank genome assembly